Messenger RNA from Etheostoma cragini (Arkansas darter), 838 nucleotides. It is a transcript of the gene dmac2l, whose product is annotated as distal membrane arm assembly complex 2 like. The transcript is spliced from 5 exons. NCBI's taxonomy places the organism in Eukaryota, Metazoa, Chordata, Actinopteri, Perciformes, Percidae. The record is from RefSeq and is a predicted model, not a curated record. The coding region runs from base 196 to 786 and encodes 196 amino acids.
UCCUCCCUGUUGCCGCUGCUAGCCUCCCAACCUGCCGCUCUGUCCUGAAAGUUGAGACGUGGCCACGCCCCCCCGUGACUCUGAGGCUCAGCCAAUGAGAGGGCACGUUCUCGUUACGCCAUAGGUCAAGGGUUGCAUCGAUGGACGCGUCUCAAACGUAAACAGUCCUGUUUGUUUGGAGGGCAGCUGUGAGGUAUGAGGCUUUUAUCGAAGGCAGUGCAGUCUGUUGUGGGUCAGAGGGAGUGGACCCGCAGACACUUCUGGGGCUGGCUCAAUGCAGUCUUUAACAAGGUGGACUACGAAAGGAUCAAAGCUGUUGGUCCAGACCGAGCUGCAGCAGAGUGGCUGCUGAGAUGCGGUGCCAAAGUGAGGUUUCAAGGUUUCGAUCGCUGGCAACACGACUACAAUGGACUGCCAACUGGGCCUCUGGGCAGAUACAAGAUCCAGGCGAUAGACGCUACUGAAUCCUGCAUCAUGUACAGAGGCUUUGACCACCUGGAUGGAUUGAAACAUGUGGAGGAAAUCAAGUUGAACAAGUGUAUCUACAUCGAGGACACCUGCCUGGAGAGGCUGAGCUCAGUAGAGAAUCUGCAGGAGAGCUUGAAGACGAUGGAGGUGGUCUCGUGUGGGAAUGUAACCGACAAAGGCAUCAUCGCCCUGCACAGACUAAGGAAUAUGGAGAAUCUGUUUCUCAGUGAUCUUCCCGGAAUCAAAGACAAACAAACGACAGUUGACAGACUACAGACGGCACUCCCACGUCUGGACAUAACGCUGGACCUGGACUGAUUGAGAAACAACUUCGUGUCAUAAUUGUAAAAUACAGAGGCCUUUUUCAAAA